AUGGUUUACCUACGACACAGCCAGCUACCGGCGCUGAAGGAGUACAAGUACUCCGCGGUCGACCGAUCCCUAACCUCAAAAUACAUCCUCAAGCCGUUCUACAACAACUUUGUCAUCAAACUCUUUCCUAUGAGCAUGGCGCCGAAUCUCAUCACUCUGACGGGGUUUUCCUUCAUUGUCACCAACGUAUUGACGCUGUUAUGGUACAACCCAACUCUUGACAAGGACUGUCCUGCCUGGGUCUACUUCAGCUGGGCUCUGGGCCUUUUCCUGUACCAGACUUUCGAUGCCGUUGACGGCGCUCAGGCACGCCGGACCAAGCAGUCCGGGCCCCUUGGCGAGCUCUUUGACCACGGCGUGGAUGCUCUCAACACAAGUCUCGAGGUUCUUAUUUUUGCUGGCUCUCAAAACAUGGGACAAGGCUGGAAGACUGUCGCGACACUGUUUGCCGCAUUGCUCACGUUUUACGUCCAGACCUGGGACGAGUAUCACACCAAGACGCUUACUCUGGGCAUCGUCAACGGCCCCGUGGAAGGUGUUUUGAUUUUGGUUGCCGUCUACACUCUUACCGGCUUGUUCGGCGGAGCCCACAUUUGGCAGCAGAGCAUGCUUCAGACCCUUGGCAUUCCGCAGGCCCUCGGCAUCCCCAAGGUUGUAUACGACCUCUCCUUCACCCAGUGGUACCUGGUGCAAGGCGUCGUCGUACUGGUCCUGAACACUGUCGAGUCGUCGUUCAACGUCAUUCGAGCCCGUCACGACCGCGGCGACCGCUCCCGAGGGGCCCUCGUCGGCCUUUUGCCCUUUUUCGGCACAUGGACCCUGAUUGUCACCUACCUCUACUUGCAGCCCACCGUCCUGUACCACCAUCUGGUGCCGUUUGUGGUCUUUGCCGGCAUCGUCAACGCAUACAGCGUCGGGCAGAUGAUCACCGCCCACCUGGUCAAGCUUCCCUUCCCGUACUGGAACGUCCUGAGCGUCCCCCUGGCGUUUGGAGUCUUGGACUCGAUGGGCCCCGUUCUCCAGGAGCGGUACGGCGUCGGCUGGCCCAGCGCCCUCGGCAGCGGCGAGUACCAAGUGUCCUUUGUCUUUCUGAUCCUCGGCCUCGCCCUGGGCGUCUACGGCAGCUUUGUCGUCGACGUGAUUGUGUCCAUCUGCGACUACCUCGACAUCUGGUGCCUCACCAUCAAGCAUCCCGUUGAGGACUUUGGGCACAAAGAAGGCGAGAAGAUUCACUAG
Messenger RNA from Ustilaginoidea virens, 1236 nucleotides. RefSeq lists its product as uncharacterized. The record is from RefSeq and is a predicted model, not a curated record. The transcript is spliced from 3 exons. Gene Ontology annotation, cellular component: membrane. Gene Ontology annotation, molecular function: phosphotransferase activity, for other substituted phosphate groups. Lineage: Eukaryota; Fungi; Ascomycota; Sordariomycetes; Hypocreales; Clavicipitaceae. Gene Ontology annotation, biological process: phospholipid biosynthetic process. Bases 1 to 1236 code for a protein of 411 amino acids.